AUGUUUUUAGUUUUAUCAGCAAUUUUUAAAAAAUGGUUUCCAUCAAAUAUGAAAACAUAUGGAACAAAUUGUUUAUGUAUUUUAUUUUUAAUUGGUUACUCAGCAAUUGGAGGAUUUGUAUUUCUUUAUUUAGAAAAAGAAUUGGCUGAAGAAAAUAAAAGUAAUAUAACAGAAUAUCAAUUAAAAUGUAUUAAAGAAACUUUAGAAAAACGUGAAAGAUUUCUGUAUGAUUUUAAUUCAUCUGCUGAAGAUAUUUUUGAGAGAUGUGUUCAACAGUUACUUGUAACUCAUGAUGAAAGAAUGCAAUGGAAUUUAUUAAAUUCAGUUCUUUAUAGUUUUGGUAUUAUUACAACAUUAGGAUAUGGAAAAUUAGAACCAAAUUCAACGGCUGGAAGAAUUUGUGCUGUUAUUUAUGGUUUUAUUGGAAUUCCAAUAACCGUUAUCAUAUUUUCAUCAUUUGGAAAAAGAAGUAGAAGAAAUUCUAUUAAUGAUUAUCAUAAAGAUGGUGUUAUAGAAUUUACAGAUAAUGAAAAUGAAGAUUAUGAGUUACAAUCUGAUAAAGUAGAAGAAGAUUUAUAUCAACCAAUAAGUGCAUUAUCAUUGGUUAAUUUCGUUGUCUUUUACUUACUUAUUGGAUCUUUUAUUUGUUCUGAAUUAACAAAUCGUUUUGACUUCUGGAAUGGUAUCUAUUUUUCAUUUCUUUGUUUUACAGCCAUUGAAUAUGGUGAAUUAAUACCAGAAAAUCCUUUAUAUAUCCCUAUUAUUGUUGUUUAUAUAAGUGUUGGAUUAGCUUUAAGUACCACAGCUCUUGAUGUUGGAUCAUUAUAUGUAAGAAAACUUUAUUUUGUUGGAAAAAAAUUAACUAAUAUGGCUAAUGUUCAAAUAUGGUUUGGUUCAGAAAAAAUUCAGUUAAAAGAGUUACUUGGAGCUAUUGGGCAAAAUAUUGGUAUGGGGCCAAAUGCUCUUUGGGAUAACAUUGACAUUGAUGGAGUUGUUAAUUAUGCUCUUUUGGUUAAAGAAGGAAAAUUAGAUGCAGUACCACAAGGAUAUGCAAUAAUGGAAGGAGUAUGGCCACCAGAGUUGAUACCAUUAUUUCUUAAAGAUAACUAUGUCCCUAAAUAUGUUGAUGAUGAUGAAAAAUCAAUGAUGUCAGUUAGUAUUAAUUCAAAUAAUCUUCCUGAAUCAAAUAUUAUUGGUGGUAAAAGAAAUGAUCUAGUUUUUCAUCAAUUACCUCCUAUAUCACCAAAUCAUUUUAAAAAAGUUGGUUUAGGAGGUUUAGGUCCUAUAAAAUUAAGAAGUAGUUUCAAAACAGAUUCAAUAGAUCAUAGAAGAGCAAUGAGUGUACGAUUUAAAGAAUCAGUCACUGUACAACCUGUUGAAAUUGAAAAAAAAGAAGAUCCAUAUAAAGAUAUACAUGACAUUGAUGAAGAUUAA
Strongyloides ratti is the source of this 1434-nucleotide messenger RNA. RefSeq names its product Potassium channel subfamily K member 18. Gene Ontology annotation, cellular component: membrane. NCBI's taxonomy places the organism in Eukaryota, Metazoa, Nematoda, Chromadorea, Rhabditida, Strongyloididae. Gene Ontology annotation, molecular function: potassium ion leak channel activity. The coding region runs from base 1 to 1434 and encodes 477 amino acids. The transcript has 5 exons. Gene Ontology annotation, biological process: potassium ion transmembrane transport; stabilization of membrane potential. The record is from RefSeq and is a predicted model, not a curated record.